Molecule: messenger RNA, 1872 nt
Organism: Botrytis porri
Lineage: Eukaryota; Fungi; Ascomycota; Leotiomycetes; Helotiales; Sclerotiniaceae
Exons: 7
Coding region: 228-1661 (477 amino acids)
Biological process (GO): secondary metabolite biosynthetic process
Molecular function (GO): monooxygenase activity; FAD binding
Source: RefSeq, a predicted model, not a curated record
GCCGUGCAUGUUCUGAUGGUGUUAAAGAAGUCCUUGAGACUGAUCGUGAAGCUUAUCCAUUUUAGUAUUUUCAGCUACUUGAUUAUGGAAUUCCGUUGAGAAUCGUCGGGUAUCAGUCCUUCAAUCUUAGAAGAUAUAUGGUAUUUCAUUGUUAGAUACCGCUUUGGUCGUUUUGUUGUUAUUUUGUAUACACCACGAAAUAAGAUUCAUAUAUUUCAAGUACCAUUAUGUCUGCCUCAACUCCAGUGAAAGAGAAAAUCAUCCGCAACGAAGAAAAUAAGCUUAAGGUGAUAAUUGUCGGCGCUGGCCUCGGUGGUUUAGGCGCUGCAAUUGCCAUAUCUCUCGCCGGUCAUUCCGUUACCGUCCUCGAAUCUGCCCAUGAAAUCGGAGAAGUGGGUGCUGGCAUCCAAGUUCUCCCUCCCACAUCUCUCAUCCUCCGUGACUGGGGACUGCUCCCUCACCUCUCUGCUCACAGUACCUCUCCAACAAGAGUCAACAUGAUUUCGUGGAAAGGCAAUUUGAUCUCGUCGAUGGAUUUCAGAGAGAGUGCGGCGCAAUAUCCGGGCUCCGUGUAUUGGGAUUUUCAUCGCGCGAAUUUACAUAGAGGAUUGUAUGAGCGGGCGUUGGAAUUAGGAGCCAAGGUAAAAGUAGGAAUGAGAGUUGUGGAUGUGGAGAUUCUAGAGAAUGGGGCAAGAGUUGUGGUUGAAAAAGGUAGAAGUGAAGAGAGAGAGGAAGAGAAGGGAGACUUAACCGCAGAUUUAGUGGUUGGUGCGGAUGGAAUAUUCAGUAAAUUGCGAGAAGUGAUGUUAGGACGAGAAGACGAGCCACAUUUGACGGGAGACUUGGCUUACAGGUUAUUGCUAUCUACUAAAGAUAUGCUAGCGGACGAAGACUUGGCGGAUUUCGUAAAGAACCCGCAGGUAAAUUAUUGGAUGGGUCCAAAAAUGCAUGCUGUGAACUAUGUCCUACGAGGCGGUGAACUGUUCAAUAUGGUUCUUCUCGUUCCAGAUGAUAUGCCGGCUGGUGCCACAACCUUGGAAGGCAAUGUGGAGGAGAUGCGUGCACUAUUCAAAGAUUGGGAUCCAAGAAUUCCCAAAUUACUCAGCAUGUGUGAGUCUGUGUACAAAUGGCGUCUUUGCACUCGCCCUGGUCUCGAUAACUGGAGCCAUCCCUCCGGUCAUUUCACUCUUCUUGGCGAUGCGGUUCAUGCUACGCUUCCUUAUCUUGCUUCUGGCGCAGGAAUGUCACUCGAAGACGCCGCUGUCCUCGGCGAGCUCCUCUCCCACUAUCCCGAUUCCUCCUCCACUCUUUCUCCUACAUCAAACUUCAAAUCAUCCUUCCUCCGACAUACCCUCCCCAUCUAUCAAGCCCUACGCGCACCACGUACUCAAACCGUCGUCGAGCGAGGAAAUACCCAACAAUAUCUCUACCAUCUGGACGAUGGUCCGGAACAAAUCGAAAGAGAUCGGAAGAUGCGAGAGCAAGAAGAGGGAGAGGCAUUGGCGUGGAGAGAUAAGGGGCUUGCACCAUGGUUACUGGGAUAUCGCGUUUCGGAUGCGGUCGAAAAAUUGUGGAUUCCUUUCAGAGAUCAGGCUGAGGAUGAAAUUAGGACGGAUCUUGGGGCCAAGAACGACCGAGAAGGUCGAGAUGCUAGAUUAUGAUAUCAAACAUGUGUAUAUAUAUAAUUACCUUCAUCAUACAACCAAAAAAUAUCUGGGAUGGCAUACGUGAAAGCUUCAUCAGUGGCGGAACCAGAGCUAAUGUUAGCAUCACAAUGCAGGUUAAAGCCGCCAAAUUUAAGGUAAUUUCUGGAAAACUUCCUCCAUGUGGAAAUCAUUAUAGCCGAAAUUUUGAACGUAUUGAGAUAUCUCC